This is a messenger RNA of Paramecium pentaurelia, 1767 nucleotides long. NCBI's taxonomy places the organism in Eukaryota, Ciliophora, Oligohymenophorea, Peniculida, Parameciidae. The record is from the annotation of a GenBank genome assembly.
AUGGAAGACGACAGCAGAAUUAUUAAUGAUGAUGAAUCAUUAAUUUCUAAUGAUUGCUAAGUGAAUGAAACUUAUAUAAAAUAAUAUAAGAAAGUUAAAUUAAUUGGUGUUGGAGCAUAUGGUAAAGCAUAUUUGGUUACAUCCGAUGAUUAAGAUGAAACUAAAUAUGUUAUGAAAGUAGUACCUUAAUCCAUUUCAGCAAAUACAGAAGCAUAAAUAUUAUAAAAUCUUAAACAUGAUAACAUUAUCUAAUAUUUUGAAACCUUUAUUGAUAAUAAAGACAGAUUAUGUUUAAUUAUGGAAUAUGCAAAUAGUAUUAUAAUUCAUAAUUCAUCUAUUAGAUGGCACUCUUGGUCAGUAUUUAAAACAAAGAACACAACCUUUGCCUGAAGCAUAAAUAGUUGAUUGGUUUACACAAUUAUGUUUAGCUUUACAAUGUGUACAUUCUUAAAAGAUAAUUCAUAGAGAUAUCAAAUCUGAAAAUGUUUUUUUGCAUGAUGAUAAAAUUAAAUUAGGAGAUUUUGGAAUUGCUAGAUCAGUUGAAUAAGAUUUGGCUACUACAUUUAUAGGUACUCCCUAUUAUAUUUCACCUGAAAUAAUACAAAAUUAACCUUAUUCAUACAAAAGUGAUAUAUGGUCAUUGGGUGUUCUUCUUUAUGAAAUGUGCACAUUUAAAUAUCCAUUUACUGCUGAUUCAUUACCAGCACUAGCCAUUAAGAUAGUGAAAGCAAAAAUAUAACCAAUAAGUGCUUAGUAAUAUUCUCAAAACAUGAAAAAUUUAAUUCAACAAAUUUUAUAAUUAGAUGCAAAUAAGAGACCAACUCUAGAAUAAAUUUUAUGUAUAUAAUUUAAUCAUAAUUUAGAAAAUGGCUUAAUUCAAAAUAGAAUUAAAUCAUUAAAUAUUAAGUAACAAUAAAUCAUUAAAAUACCUGUUUAACCUAUUUAAAGUAAAAUUAUUUUUGAAAUUAGAGAAACAACAACACUAGGUAGUUAUAAAAAAAGAUGAAUAUAUACAAAACAAAAAAUUAUCAAGAGAAGAAUAAUAAAAAUUCAUGAGAGAAGAUAUCUAAAAGAAAGUAAAUUAUAUUUUCAAUAUAGAAAUGUCAACAAAAACCUUAAGAAGUAGUGAUAGAAUUAUUUGGUUAGCCUAAAAUAAAAUAAGAGUAAUAAUAAUAAUAAUAAAUCACUUAAAAUGAUAAAAAAUAAUCAAAAAGAAGAGAUAUUCCAGUCGAAAUUUAUUUACCUUCUAUGUCAAGAUCUGAGUUCUUGGAGUAAUAAUAAUUAUAAUAAUAAUAACAAUAAUAAUAAUAAGAAUAAUAAGAAUAAUAAUAACAAGAAUAAUAAUUAUAUUAACCUAAAAAAGAAAUUGAUAAUAAUAUUAAUUAAUUACUUUUAGAAAGAUAAAUUUCUGAAAAUCUAACAAAUCAAGAAGUUAAUAAUUCAAAUAAAGAAAAAUAAAUACCCAAAAAAUAAGAAAUUCUUAAAAAUUUAUCUUAGGAAACUUAGGCUGCAUAGAAACCUAUCAUAAAAUUAAGCUUUGAAAGAGCAGAAAAAAUAAGAAUGAACUUGGAAUAAGUCUUUGGAGCUGAUUAGUUCUUAAGAGUAUAUUAAGUUUUUAAGAAUUUAAGAGAAAAAAACACUUAAGAUUAAAUUUAUCAAUAAUAUGGACCUAGUUAUCAAAAUUUGAUUCUAGAUAUAAAUUAGCAGUGUAUGUAAGAAUAAUAAUCAAAUUUAUUUAUGUUACUGGAUUUUGAUUUGGAGCAAUGA